Molecule: messenger RNA, 309 nt
Organism: Peronospora matthiolae
Lineage: Eukaryota; Oomycota; Peronosporomycetes; Peronosporales; Peronosporaceae
Source: the annotation of a GenBank genome assembly
AUGGCGGCGUUCACGGAGACUCCACUUGAGGAGCGUGGCGCAGGACAUUUGGUCCCUGGCCUCUUGAGUGGUGUCAGCACGAGUACUGACACCAGUGGCAACUCGAUCUUUCGAAUUGCUUCUCUCGUGGUGAUGUAUAGGAGCAACAUCACCAUCUCCACGCGUCCUAUCGUCGAAUGGACUUGCGUGGGCGAGGAUUUGUCAGACGAAUCGCUCGGUCCGAAGAUCUCGGACAUGAUGCCGCCACGUUCCCCAGAGCCAGUCAGCCUGGCUCUUGCAGAGUCCGCUCCGAAUGAUCCGGAGGCGUGA